Molecule: messenger RNA, 1494 nt
Organism: Aureobasidium vineae
Lineage: Eukaryota; Fungi; Ascomycota; Dothideomycetes; Dothideales; Saccotheciaceae
Source: the annotation of a GenBank genome assembly
AUGUCUCAAAACACCGAGGCCUCUCAGACCGCUCAAGAUUUCAUCGCGUCGCAGCUACAACUUGAAGCCGAUGCGCGCGAGGCUCUUCCAUAUCAAUUCGAUACCUGCACAAAGCCUCUUGGUCCGCUGAGGCAGGCCAUCUUUGCAUGCCUGACAUGUAACCCUCCAACCCCUUCGGACAGCAAAUCACACACCCCAGCCGCCGUAUGCUACUCCUGCAGCAUCUCUUGUCAUGGCGAACACGAAUUGGUCGAACUCUUUACCAAGCGUAACUUCGUCUGCGAUUGUGGUACCACCAGAGUACCCGUAUCAGCUCCAUGCACACUCCGCAUCGACGAGUCCACCAGCCAGAAGGGCAAUGUGACUGGCGAAACUCCUGCAGAGAACAACAAGUACAAUCACAACUUUUCCGGCCGCUUCUGUGCAUGUGGAGAGCCAUAUGAUCCCGAGAAAGAGAAGGGCACCAUGUUCCAGUGCUUAGGUUUAGGCACGGUUGAAGACGGUGGUUGUGGAGAGGAUUGGUGGCAUCCUGAGUGUUUGAUGGGCUUGCCGAGACCUCAGCCAUCCGAUACUGCUCCCAAGGAAGAGAAGGCAGAACUAGAGCAGCCUACCCAGGACGGAGAAGCUACCGCACAGCCCGCCCAGGGCCAAGAAGAUGCCGAUGAGGCACCUUUGCCGCCUGGUUUCCCUGCCGAGGAUGACUUUGAUCAUUUGAUCUGCUAUAAGUGCGUUAGCUCGUUCCCCUGGAUCAAACAAUACGCAGGUCAGGACGGCUUCCUGAGUCCCAUCUACCACAAGCAGUCAUCCGGGAGCACCGAGGAGAGCUCUACCGCCGAGCAAAGCACAAAAGAUGCAACCCUGCCGCUGUCAACUGAGAGCAAGAAGAGAACUGCCGAGGACGAUUCAGAAGUUCCCACAUCUAAGAAGACCAAGGUCGAAUCUGAAGAUGAUGUCUCUGAGACUGUCACACCCAACCCAACAACCAUCACAAAUGCCGACGAAGCUCCUCUACACACCAAACUCCCUGCAGCUCCAUCAGGCACCUUCUCUCUCUUCCUCAAAGAAGACUUCCGCUCACACAUCUGCCGCUGCCCCUCCUGUUUUCCUAACCUAAAGCCACAUCCUCAACUUCUCGAAGAGGAAGAAGCCUACGAACCUCCCGUCUCGGAAAGCGAUAACGAGGAAGCACAGAAUGGACGCGGCGGCAGUGUGGGCUCAGGAAGCACAUAUGAACGUGGUGAAGCUCUGCUUAGCAACAUGGAUCGAGUCAAGGCCAUCGAGGGUGUUAUGGUGUACAACCAUCUGCGUGACAAGGUCAAGGCUUUCUUGCAGCCGUUCGCCGAGAGUGGGCAGGCUGUUGGAGCGGAAGAUAUCAAGGCUUAUUUUGAGAAACUGAGAGGUGACGAAGAGGGUAUCAGGCUUGCUGGGGCUGGCGCUGGUGCUGCGGACGAGGGUGCAGAAGGUGACGGUAGACGUGAGCAGGGAGGUCACUAG